Molecule: messenger RNA, 3246 nt
Organism: Pocillopora damicornis (cauliflower coral)
Lineage: Eukaryota; Metazoa; Cnidaria; Anthozoa; Scleractinia; Pocilloporidae
Product: importin-9
Biological process (GO): protein import into nucleus
Cellular component (GO): nuclear envelope; cytosol
Molecular function (GO): small GTPase binding
Source: RefSeq, a predicted model, not a curated record
ACAGGAAUCAAUCAGUAAAGUCAGGUCAAGUGUGGCAUAUGCAAUCUCAGCCAUAGCAUAUUGGGACUGGCCUGAAGCUUGGCCACAUUUGUUUGUGAAUCUGAUGCAAGCAUUGACAAGUGGGGAUGGCAAUUUGGUUCAUGGAGCCAUGAGAGUUUUAACAGAGUUCUGCCGUGAGGUGACAGACACACAGAUGCCUCAUGUUGCGCCUGUGAUCCUGCCUGAAAUGUACAAGAUAUUCAUUCAUGCAGAGAAGUACAGUAUCAGAACAAGAUCCCGCGCUGCAGAUAUAUUUAAUACUUGUGCAUCGCUAAUCUGUGCAAUGGAAGAAGAUGCAAUGGGUAUUGCCAAGGAUGUCCUCUUUCCUCUUCUUCCACAAUUCACCCAAGCAUUUGUUGAAGUUCUGGCAAUGUCUGAUAGUCCCACAGUUGAUUGUGGCUUGAAGAUGGAAGUGCUUAAAGCAUUAACGACAUUGGUUAAGAACUACACCAAACAAAUGGCACCACACUUAAUGCAGAUUCUUCCUCACAUGUGGAAUACAUUGACUCAGAGUGCUGAUCGAUAUGUCCGCACAGUUGUAAAUUACACUGAUGAUGCAGAUGACCCUGUGGAUUCUGAUGGAGAAGUGUUGGGAUUUGAGAAUCUUGUUUUCAGUGUUUUUGAGUUUAUCCAUGGACUUAUAGAAACACCAAAAUUCAAGAAAACUGUCAAGAAGUUUUUAGAUGAACUUAUUUAUUUCUUGGUGUUGUACAUGCAAAUCACAGAGGAGCAGGUUCAAGUGUGGACAUCUAAUCCUAAUCAAUUUGUUGAAGAUGAGGACGAUGAUACAUUUUCGUUUUCUGUUCGCAUUGCGGCUCAAGAUGUUCUCUUGGCAGUUGCUGCUGACUUUAAAAAUGAAAGUGCAGUCGCAUUGACAAAAGCACUCAACAGACAUCUACAGGAAUCAAAUGAAAGAAAAAGCAAAGGAGAUGUUAAUUGGUGGAAAAUACACGAGUCGUGCAUGUUGGCAAUGGGUUGUAUUAAAUCACUUAUUAUUGACAAAGUCUCCAAUGGCAAGGUUUCUAUAGAUAUGGCGUCAUUUCUCACCCAGGUUGUGCUAACAGACCUUCAGGAAUCAGUAUCGCCUUUCCUCAUCGGUCAAGCGUUAUGGGUGGCAAGUCGUUUUACUCCUCUAAUGUCUCAAGAACUUUUAACAAGCUUCAUCGAAGCAUCCGUCACGGGUCUUCAGUCAGCACAGUUACCUGCAGUUCGAAUAUCAGCUGUUAGAGCUAUUUAUGAAUUCUGUGCCCAUCUUAAGAUGUCAAAUAAUACUCAGAUCCUAACGCCUUACCUUGUCAAGAUUAUGGAAGGGUUACUAACCAUGGCGACUCAAACGACAGACGAUGUGCUGGCUCUCGUUCUCGAGUCUCUUAGAAUAGUCAUGUCGGUUAACAAGGAAUUUACAACGUCUUGUGAAGGAAAAAUAACACCGCUGACGAUAGCGCUCUUUAUUAAGUAUGCUCACGAUGCGGCUCUUAUUCCGUUGAUAGAGGACUUAUUCAAAGAACUUGCCAUGAUAGAGGCUUGUAACAAGCUUUUACAACAGAGGUUUCUGCCGACUUUAAUAAGUAUUUUUCAAGCACCGCCAGAAAAGACACCUUUAGGAAUAAAUGCUGUCUGUAUGGAUAUCCUAUGUAACAUCAUUCGGUGCACACAGCCUCCCCUUUCCGAUCUGCUACUGAACUCUGUGUUUCCUGUCGUUGUCAAAACAAUACUCGGCUCUGAUGACAAUGCGGUGUUGCAGGGAGGCGGACAGUGCCUUCGUGCAUUUGUCUACGUAUCUCCUGAGCAGAUGAGUGCUUGGCGGGAUUCUCAAGGAAAUAGCGCUAUUUCCUACGUUGUUCGAGCAACUUCACACCUACUCGACCCCAGGGCUCCAGAGUUCACGGCCUCCUUUGUUGGUAGACUGGUGACUACUUUAAUCAGUAAGGUCGGAAGUAACCUCGGGGACAACCUUGAUUUGCUUUUAAGAGGAGUCCUUAGCAAACUUCAACAGGCAGAAACGUUAAGUAUAAUACAGUCACUGGUCCUUUCGUUUCUUCAUUUAAUGAACAGUCAGCUAGAAACGAUCCUCAAUUUUCUGAGUGGAGUCCCAGACCCAACUGGCAAGUCAGCGCUGGAGUAUGUGGUCAGGAUAUGGUGUGCAAGACAACCCGAGUUCUUUGGCGUAUAUGACAGUAAAGUGAGUACUAUGGCCCUUUGUAAUGUACUACAGUUCUUCGUGAACACUGGUGACAAAAGACUUUCAAGUAUCAUUGUGAAAGGCGAGAGGAUUUUUCAGCAAGAUGAAGGUAUCCGAACAAGAUCAAGAGCUGCCAAAGCUCCCGAGCAGUGGACAUUGAUCCCCGUUCCAGUCAAGCUCUUUAAAUUAAUCAUCAAUGAGCUGGGCACGUUACUGGAAAGUGCUACGGCGGGUGACGAGCAUGAGGACGGGGACUCGGACGACGGAGAGGAGGGUUGGGAGGACGUGAAUGAUGAAGAAGAAGGCAUCGAUGCCUCUGGAUCACCUUUUGCGCCUGCGUCGGAUUACUUAGGUUUUGAUCAAGAAGACUUUGAAGAUGAAGAUGAUGAUGACCCAGAGAUAAAGAGUGAUCCUAUUUACACACUUGAUUUACAGAGUCACUUGAUCAAGUUUCUACAGACGUUCGCUCAACAACAGUGUUAUCCGAGCUACUUACAAGCACUGAAUGCACAGGAGCGACACACCUUAUCCAAGAUCGGAAUUGCUUCGUAAAAAGCUGCAGGGGUUUCCUAUUAUAAAAUACCCUCAGUCACAAGACAAGACAAGCAAGGAGAAAAAUACUGCGUUGAAGCGUGACUUUCUACUGUUGUAUCUGAUAUGUGACUGCGAACUUGCACAAAGGCGGGAAACGCGGUCCCUUCGGAGCUCAGAGUGAAAACUAAAUGUGAACGGAUUUGCAAAUGAACUUCUAGGUAGCGGCUGAAAAUACAGUAAUAUAAGACACGAAUAAUUUAUUUGAGAAAAAGAGUGCGGUUUGGGGCGCAGAAAGCCGGAUUCGCUGGAAGCAGCGAUAGAGGAAUUAGUGGUUAACUGAGCUCAAGCUUGCGCACCAGGUAAUAUUUCUUUUGGCAGGUAGAAUUCUCGAGGCCGAUCUAAAUGUGUGAGAGGGAGUGUAGUUCGAUGUUAAUCUAGCAGAACGUCUGUGACAUUGAACUGUUCGUAAAAAAAUUCAAGUUUAUUCGCGA